AGUACCGCGACUCCAGAACGUGGUGUGGGGACGAGUACCUUUAGAUAGCUAACUGACUAGGUAUUUUUAUCACGUUUGGUUAAGCGUUGUCAGUAGGCUGAAUUGCCGUGGGGAUAAGAGGCACCAUGAAUGAAGAAGAGGAGUUUGUGAACAUUGACCUGAACGAUGACAACAUUUGCAGUGUCUGUAAACUGGAGACAGACACGGAGACCUUGUCUUUCUGCCACGUCUGUUUCGAGCUGAGCAUUGAAGGUGUGGCCAGUUCCAGCCUGCUGCAUUCGAAGUCGCUGCGGGGCCACAGGGACUGCUUCGAGAAGUACCACCUCAUCGCCAACCAGAAGCUGUCCCGCGCCAAGGCGUCCCGGAGCGCCUACGAGGGCGUGAAGAACGCCCUGAGCCAGAAGAUCAGCCGUAUCGUGCAGUACGCCCAGAACAGGGAGGCGGCAUCCGAGUCGGGCCGCCGGGGGGCCAGGCACCAGCUCCUGUGCUACAGCCAGCAGGGGGACCGCAAGCUGCUGCCCCAGUCGGACUCCCAGGUGCCCCGGUACACCCCCCGCUGGGCGGAGGGCGCGGCCGCCGGGCUCCCCGAGUGCGCCAAGGGCAUGCUGGAGUGCGAGGCGGCGGAGGAGCUGGGGCUGGGCGUCCUGGCGGGCGGCGGGGGCUCCUCCUUCUGCCCCCGGGGCGGCCUGUGGGCCAGCGGGAAGCGGAGCGUCCACCGCGCACAGCCACAGGGCGUCAACGGAGCAGGCCUCCGACAGCACAGACACCAGGGCCACAGCAGAGAAGAGCUGGCUACAAUGAGCAUGGAGGAGCUUCACCAACUGAACGAGAAACUGCUUCUCCAGAUUCAAAAGGUGUUCGAGGAGUUGACCGUGGCCGUUCAGGAGAAGGACUCCCUGACCUCGGAGCUCCACGUCCGCCACAUCGCCAUCGAGCAGCUCUUCAAGAACUGCGCCAAGCUGCCCUGGCUGCAGAUCGGCAGGGCGGGGGUCAAGGCCAGCAACGCGCCAGUCGAGUGAGGGCGACUGAGGAGCUGACUCGGACCAAACUACCCCUUAGCUCAGCAGGCUUACGGUCUCCUCCAGGCCUGGUUUUUGCCCCCACACCCCCCCCUCCCCAGAAUUAGGCCGAUGACACACUGCCUAGGCUGGUAUGGACCUCCCACCUGGCUGUCACACAGCCCUUUCUUGCUGAAAUGUGAGUGCUGAGGCCAUGUGACCACAUGAAGAGGGUCUUUUUUUGUAUUGCACACACACAAGUACAAGUGGUUCAUGAUAUAUGACCUGGUCUUGCGAGGGGCUUGAGAAGGGCCAAACCUCGCUUGCCGUGCUUGAAGGAGUUUGUGGCAGAGGGACAAAGAGUAGACCAGGGUCCUCCGAGGCGAUGGACUCCGAAUGGAUCUGAAGCUGGACGCGAGCAGUGUUUUUGGGGCCCUCACUGAGGUCGCCUUUCUUCUAUGCAGAACUGCAGCUACGAGGGUCAGUCCCACAGUGUUCUUUGUGUGUCCACAUGUUUUUAAUGUUUUUAUUUUUUUUUUUAACAUAACCACUUUUAAAACCCUACACCAAAAUAGCAGACAUUUGAACUGCGUGUAUGAUGGUAAAGAUCACAUCAGCAUAAGUAAGGUGGUUUUGGUCAUGAUUUCCGUUGUUUUUACAUUGUUUUCUGCAAUGUUUUUAGCCUUGUUUUGUGUUUUUUUUUUUUUUCCCCCACCCUAGUUUUUGUUUUCACUAUUUAUUUUCCUGCAAUAGCAGUGCUGGUCAGGUGCUGUGGUUGAGGCCUUUUGGUGCCUAUUCUGUUGACCUGUCCAAUGUUUGUGUCUUUAACAAAAAACAAACAAAAAAAGGCCGAGCGGUGUUUAGACAAGGCACGGCCCUAACCAGUGGCCACCGUAUUUCUCCUCUGGACUGGAUCUGCAGUGCACGCUGGGAUGGUGCUGUGUGUGCAGUUGCCUUAUUAUCUCAAGGCUGGGUGACUGGUUCUCUCGUUGCUGUGGUAACUGCCCCAGAGUGGAGUGGUUUAAUCAGCACAGUGGAACUUCUUAAUUAGAGCGGAGGGAGCAGUGUUAAAUUACACAGAGCUUUUUCAUCCCUUUUAGCAGGUGAAAUCCUAGUGCAAGCAGACAGUUUACGUGCUGUGUUUGGCAGGUAUUUAAUUUCUCUCCAUGUGAUGUUUCUCAUGAGUGACUGUGGAAGUCUAUGAUUUUGCUGUGGGGUUUAGGCAUACAUUAUGUAGAAAUAGAGCAUACUAUAUUGGCUUAAGCUUACAAAUGGCAUCAGUGGAAGAAUUUUGGGUGGAUGGAAGAUUAUGUAUUAUUUGGCGAGUGUAGUUUAGGGUUUUUAUUUUAUCCUUAUUUUAAUUCCUUUGAGGUGUUUGAUUUUGUCAUUUUACACUGCUGCUGUGUGGUUCAGCUUAGUUGGUG
Megalops cyprinoides (Indo-Pacific tarpon) is the source of this 2422-nucleotide messenger RNA. It is a transcript of the gene c3h21orf91, whose product is annotated as chromosome 3 C21orf91 homolog. The coding region runs from base 126 to 1019 and encodes 297 amino acids. The transcript has 5 exons. The record is from RefSeq and is a predicted model, not a curated record. NCBI's taxonomy places the organism in Eukaryota, Metazoa, Chordata, Actinopteri, Elopiformes, Megalopidae.